AUGACAGUUUCUCAGCGACAAACUGUGCAUUACAAAAAGUACUUUUGGCUUACUCCAGGAAAGCGCACGAUAAAGGCGAUGGCAAUUGAUGCCAAAGGAAGAGAAAGUAAUGUCGUUACAAGAGUGUUUACUGUAUCAGAGCCAGAAGGAGACGAUUAUUCGAACGUAGAAGGAUACAAAUGCGCGGACGCUAUCGUGGAAGCUCAAUUGAAUCCAAAGAAACAUGAGAUCCAAUCGAUCACAUUUUCCGAGCGCGGCUGGAACGAGGAAACUCAGAAUUCAAUGUUCUUCGAGGAGCCCCUGGAACCAGAGCUGCCGAAAUGCCUCUACUGCGGAUGUGAGUACGCCUUGUCCGCUGAAGAAGCGCGUUUUUGCUCGCAAUGUUCGAAGCCAAUUCCUCGUUACAACGAAUGCGAACCUGACAAGGUCUAUCCCGGCUGCACGGGUGUCUGUUUAAAAUGCUCCUCGCUGAUUCCACUCGAUGCGUCGAACUGUCCAGUCUGCGAUGAGUCAAUUCCAGAACGAGCGGUAGAAAGCUGCCAAUGGUCUACUGGUCCACUUCCUCUCGUAGAAUACGAAGAAACUCCUCGGCCAACUCGAGACACUCCCACACCAAUCAUCCCAAAAUUCGCGAAUAAAUCCAUCCAAGCCCCGCCAAUUCUCAAAGCUCGAGCAUCAACACGAACUCUUCCUCAUCCGAAACGCUCCCUCUCCGUCAUUUCUUCUGGCUCUGGUCUUUGGAGAAAACAGCUCGAGCACAUUUUGGGGCACCACGAAAACUUGGCGGAGAAGGAUUCAGUUUACAGGCAGAAAGUCGCUGAUUUACGAAUGGGUAGUGUCGUAGAGUCGGAAAUUGCAUUGAGCGCUGACCCUGAAAGCGAUCAGCAGUGCAUGUCGAUUAUUUUGUCCUUCGCGAGUCCUGACAGUCCGGAUUAUCCGAGCUCGAAGACAUCCAGUGCCUGGGAGCUUUACAAAACAUCACCGGUUAAGAAAACAGAGACGGCAAAGCCAAAACAGAAGAAGAAACCUAAGAAAGCAGCUCCGAAAUCGACCGCAGAAAAGAUUCUCGAUGCGCUCAGCCACGAGGAAAGAAUGCUGCUGGCUGAGGUUGGCCCCCGCGGCCAGCACAGACUUGGCCAGGUUGCGCUCUUGCUGGAUAGUGGCAAGUUUGAAAAACUUUCUAGUAUUAAUUGCCAAAAUGAGAAAGGAUUCACACCACUAUAUUUGGCUGUGAGCGGCAACCACGUGGAAAUCUCCAAGCUGCUUAUAAAUGCUAUUCUGGACAAAGAAGACCAUCCUCGAAAGAAAAACACUUCUUUGAACCACAAAUUCGGAAAAGAACUCAAUUCCGUUCUUCACAUCGCAACUGAGCAGGGCAAUAUUCUUCUCGUUCACGCCUUACUUGAAGCCGGUGCGAGUAUGAAGAUGAAGAAUGCAAAGGAUCAGACCCCAUUUGAUCUUGCUCAAUGCGGAAGCAGUUCCAAAAUAACCGCUUUGUUCAACCAACAUCAAGGAAAACUUCUCCUCGAGUCUCAACUACAAUCGAAUCAACUCAUGAAGACCUUUUAA
Molecule: messenger RNA, 1569 nt
Organism: Oikopleura dioica
Lineage: Eukaryota; Metazoa; Chordata; Appendicularia; Copelata; Oikopleuridae
Source: the annotation of a GenBank genome assembly